Messenger RNA from Cyphomyrmex costatus, 2585 nucleotides. RefSeq names its product Egl_like_exo domain-containing protein (gene egl). Gene Ontology annotation, molecular function: 3'-5' exonuclease activity; nucleic acid binding. Gene Ontology annotation, biological process: nucleobase-containing compound metabolic process. The coding region runs from base 42 to 2528 and encodes 828 amino acids. The transcript has 5 exons. NCBI's taxonomy places the organism in Eukaryota, Metazoa, Arthropoda, Insecta, Hymenoptera, Formicidae. The record is from RefSeq and is a predicted model, not a curated record.
UAUAAAUUUCUUGAUUGUGUGCAAAACUAUACAUACAAAAAAUGGAUAGCUCCGAGUAUGAAAUGGUCAGAAACAUGACUCUUCUCUUCUUCUUUGAACGACUGAUGGACAAGGGUGGUCCACGUACAUUGCACGAUCUAAGUUGCCAGUUCGGGGCUAAAGGAUUCACGAAGGAAAUGCGACAAAUAGCGGGAGGAUCGCAAAGUGGCCUUAAGAAAUUUCUAGCACAGUAUCCAGCACUCUUUCUGAUUGACGGCGAAUAUGUAUCCAUCAAUACGUUUCAGCCAAUCGUGGAAGAGGAGAGUGGAAAUAAAUCGAGUAAACGCGACUAUGCUCGCGAGGCCGUAGAAUACUUUACGAAUAAGCUGUUGCAAUACGGAGUAGGUACUGAGGUACCCAUUAAAAGUCUCUUGGGUCAUCGAUCGCAAGCUUCACCGGAAGUUAGGCAUAUAUCCGGUCAACACUACAAAGAAUUUCGUGAUUUUCUCAUGAAGUAUCCCGAUGCAUUCGUAGUCAGCGAAGAUAAUGUAAUAUUGAAACAAUAUGAAGGCAUGAAACCGGAGCCAUUUCAUGAACUGGAGCCAGAUAUUCCGAUAGAUCCAGAUGUCACGGCAAAACUGUUGAAUUUUUUCUGUGUAUGUAUCGAACAAAAGGGUCCGAUUCUUAUAGAUCAGUUAUUCAGUAUGGUCAAUGAGAAAUUCUCCCAUGAGAACUGGACGAGUAUAUUCAAGACGUCACAGGAUCUGUCUACUUUUAUAAAAAUGUUCCCAGAUGCUUUCCACGUGCAAACGAAUCUGGUGACGUUGAUAGCUCGACCAAAAUCUUCAGUGAUGGAACCCGCAGUUGCGAAAACGAAAACUUCAAGCAAUCAACGCAGUCAGAGCAACAAUGUGGCUCAUACAAACAAUGUGGUGCCAAUUAUUCCGCCGAGCAAGAUCCAACUCUCUCAGCUGCCUUUGGAUCAAUUGGAAAGCGUCUGUAAUAACGCCACAUCUCAACCUAAUUCGCUCCAGAACGCAUGCACAUCGCCUGCUGUUGAAAGCAAUAAUAAUUCACCGCCCGUGAGUUUACAGCAGCAGUCUCUGAAACAGAGAUUCAAUACAAUUGUUAUGAGGACUUUAGCGGAUAACACAGAACGAGAUCGCAGUCUGCAAACUGCCCAGAUGGGCGACGCGUGGAAAUUGAAGGUACUACAGCAGACCAAGGUGAUAGCGACUUUGCGGGAAAGUCUUCAAAUUACAGAAGAUAUAAUAAAUCCUCGAAAACCUCCGCCUGACGGCAAAGUGGUCGUUUCUUUCGAUUGUGAGGGUAUAAAUCUUGGUGUUAGGGGACAGCUGACUCUUGUACAAAUCGGUACAAUGAGUGGUCAAGCAUAUGUGUUCGAUUUGGUCACGUGUCCUGGCCUCGUUCAAGCUGGUGGUCUCCAAAAGUUGCUGGAACAUCCCCAUGUUACUAAGGUGAUUCACGAUUGUAGAAAUGAUAGUGUCAAUCUAUUCAAUCAGUUUAAUAUUAUGUUAACAAAUAUUUUUGACACACAGGCUGCGCACGCAGUGCUUCAGUUUCAAGAAACGGGGAAGCCUGUGUACAAAGUUAAAAAUGUUAAUUUGAACACUUUGUGCGAUCAUUAUGGUGCUCCGUGUAAUCCGCUAAAGGAACAAUUGAAAAAUAUUUAUCGUAAGGAUCAACGUUAUUGGUCUCGGCGACCCAUCACUCGCGAAAUGCUAAUUUACGCGAGUAGCGAUGUUUUAAGUCUCGUACCUCAAGUUUAUAAUGCUAUGUCUAGACUUAUAAAACCCGAACAAGAAGCUCUUUUUGCAGAGCUUUGCGAAGAACAGAUUCAAAUGCACAUAAGACCAGCGGUCGUAAAAGCACGUAAGAAGCAACGAAAGAUCUCGACCGAAUUGGCAGAUUUGAAAAAGAGGAUGGAAGAAGUGACGAGUAAAAAUAUCGUAUUGAGUAAUCGUGAAAUUCGGCUUCUUCGCUAUUUGGAUCUUACCGAAGACGAAAAGGAAAAGCUCAAAGGAAGUUAUAAAGUUGCUAGAAAAUUGGAAAAGUUAGAGAACAUGGGCCAAGAUAAGGCCGACAGCAGCGAUGACGAUGACGAGGAUAAAACGGAUGAUCAUGAAUAUCAAAGCUUAGAAAGCUAUACAUCAGAAAAUUCUGGUGGCAUAUUGUCACCGCGGAACGCCGAUACUCCAAGUCUAACUGAAUCAAUGCAAAUGAUGGACGAAAUACUUUCGGAUGGUCGGAUGGAUAAACUAGAGAAGAUUGAGAAACUGGAAGCCAUACUGUCAGCUGUUACGAGCUCCGCGACUGACCAGCUUUCCGCUAACAAUGCGGAUUCAUCGCCUAUCAAGUGCGUUUGUACGUGUCAAGAAGAUAAGACCGACAGUCGGACGGAUCGUCAAGCUGCUCGAACUAGUGUGGCUUGCCAAACGCUUAGCACAGGUGAUAUAGUAUUUACUAGAGUGUUUGUCAGCGAAGAAGAAAAAGAGCGAGUAAGAUUAUUGAAUUCGCCAAAAAAGUAGAUAUUACAGCUGCUGUGAAAGUAGUAGAAAAGUUGCCAUUUAUAGGUUUUUUUAUAA